This is a messenger RNA of Melopsittacus undulatus (budgerigar), 1266 nucleotides long. It is a transcript of the gene PACRG, whose product is annotated as parkin coregulated. The transcript has 6 exons. Lineage: Eukaryota; Metazoa; Chordata; Aves; Psittaciformes; Psittaculidae. Gene Ontology annotation, molecular function: Hsp90 protein binding; Hsp70 protein binding. The record is from RefSeq and is a predicted model, not a curated record. Gene Ontology annotation, cellular component: neuron projection; cytosol; vesicle. The coding region runs from base 10 to 957 and encodes 315 amino acids.
CUGCAGGGCAUGGAAGUAGAAGCGCGCGCGCGCGCGUCCUCACGUACAUACACGCACGCCGCGCGCGUGCACACGCACCCUUGCCGGCCGCACGAGCACACGCGCCUCGGGGGAAAGAGGCUCAGCCCGCGGCAUGCGCACAAAGCCCAAGGCCCCCUGGUCUGCGUUUUCCAUCUUGCCGUGGUGGAGGCAGGUGGGGAUAUGGUAGAGGAGAAGGAGGGCUCAAAGCCCGCAGGUGACAGGAGCCCUCAGCUGCAGGAGCCCCUGGGGCAUGUGAAGAAAAACAAGCAGCAGGUCUCCGAGGGAUUCACGAUUAAAGCCAUGAUGAAAAACACCGUGGUAAGAGGGCCCCCAUCUGCAGGAGCAUUUAAAGAAAGACCACCAAAGCCCACACUAUUUCGCAAGUUUUAUGAGCGAGGAGACCUCCCAAUUGCCCUUGAUCAUGAUACUAAAGGAAACAAAAUCGCCUGGAAGGUAGAGAUAGAAACCCUGGACUAUAAUUCCUAUCUGCCUAUUUUUUUUCACGGCCUUUGUGAAAUGACAUUUCCACAUGAGUUUUUUGCUCGUCAGGGAAUUCAUGACAUGCUGGAACAUGGUGGAAACAAGAUUCUUCCUGUCAUUCCUCAGCUCAUUAUUCCAAUAAAAAAUGCACUGAACCUUCGUAACCGACAGAUCAUCUGCAUCACACUGAAGGUCCUCCAGCACCUGGUGGUGUCGGCUGACAUGGUGGGGAGGGCCUUGGUGCCCUAUUAUCGGCAAAUCCUCCCAAUCCUAAGCAUCUUUAAGAAUGUGAAUGUUAAUUCAGGUGAUGGGAUAGAAUACAGCCAACAGAAGCGUGAAAACAUUGGCGAUCUGAUUCAAGAGACACUGGAAGCCUUUGAACGCUGCGGUGGAGAAAACGCAUUUAUAAACAUUAAAUACAUGAUCCCUACUUACCAGUCGUGCAUAUUAAACUGAGCUGUAUCAAAUGGGAUGAUUCCAUUUGUGGUCUAAAAAAACUGUGUCUGAGUCUCUAUGGCAUCUUGUUAGUCAUGCUUUUUUCUCUACAGCUGCUAAAAUAGUGGCUUCUGGGGCAUUAAAGUGUUAGCACUAUUGUGAACAAGGCUUUCCAAUAGAUAAAUAGUGCCUGUUCCUCUGAUUACAAUGGUGUACUGUGCUUGUUUGUUCCCUGAAAGAAUCGCUCCCUUAUAACAGAGCUGACUCGAGCAGGAAUUGGAGUUAAACCUUCACUUGUAUAGACAAUAAAACUAUAAUUUUCAUACACGA